Molecule: messenger RNA, 3454 nt
Organism: Linum tenue
Lineage: Eukaryota; Viridiplantae; Streptophyta; Magnoliopsida; Malpighiales; Linaceae
Source: the annotation of a GenBank genome assembly
CUUCGAGUAAAAAUAACGGCUUUCAACUUUCUCUCUUGCUUUCCUCUCCAUUUGCGCCUUUCGUGCUCAGUUUCUCAGCAGCAAAGCAGAGAAAUUUCAUCUCCCAUCUCCUUCUCCAUCGGGCAGAAUGCGCGAUUCGCGAACCUGAUUCUGGGAAGUAGAGAAGAGGACUGAAGAGAGACUGCGGUGUUUAUUUAUCUGACUUAGGAUUACGAUCCGAGCUCACAAUGAGUUCGAUGAUGAUAAUCAAAUUAGGGCUGCUGCUUUGUUUUAUUUCCGCGAAUUUGAUAACCCCUUCCCAAUCGGCCGUGUCGAGUGUAGAUCUAGGUUCAGAAUGGAUGAAAGUAGCGGUAGUGAACUUGAAACCGGGUCAGAGUCCGAUCGCCGUCGCCAUCAACGAGAUGUCCAAACGGAAGUCGCCGGCCUUAGUGUCGUUCCACUCGGGGACUCGUCUGCUCGCCGAGGAAGCUGCCGGAAUCACCGCUCGUUACCCUAACAAAGUGUUCUCGCAGCUUCGGGACAUGAUCGGGAAGUCGUACAAGGAUGUGAAAGGUGUUUUGGAUUCAAUGUACUUGCCGUUCGAUGCAGUGGAGGAUUCCAGGGGCGCCGUUGGGUUCAAGGUGGACGACGGUCAAGUUUACUCCGUUGAGGAAUUGUUGGCGAUGGUUUUGGGCUACGCGUCGAAUUUGGCCGAGGUCCAUGCUAAGUUGCCUGUGAAAGAUGCCGUCAUUAGUGUACCGCCGUAUUUUGGGCAGGCGGAGAGGAGAGGGUUGAUUCAGGCAGCUCAGUUGGCUGGGAUGAACGUUCUUACUCUGAUAAACGAACACUCAGGUGCGGCAUUGCAGUAUGGGAUUGAUAAGGAUUUCUCUAAUGGGUCGAGAUAUGUGAUAUUCUAUGAUAUGGGUUCAAGUAGUACUUAUGCUGCACUUGUGUAUUAUUCGGCGUACAAUGCCAAGGAGUUUGGGAAGACUGUGUCAGUUAACCAGUUUCAGGUUAAGGAUGUUAGAUGGGAUUCAGCGCUUGGAGGUCAGAACAUGGAAAUGCGGUUGGUGGAGUAUUUUGCAGAUGAAUUCAAUAAGCAGGUUGGAAAUGGAGUUGAUGUGCGGAAGUCUCCCAAGGCAAUGGCCAAACUGAAGAAGCAAGUUAAGCGGACCAAGGAAAUAUUGAGUGCAAAUACAGCGGCUCCGAUUUCGGUUGAGUCUCUCUAUGACGAUCGUGAUUUCAGGAGCUCAAUAACACGGGAGAAGUUCGAAGAGUUAUGUGGUGAUUUAUGGGAUAGAUCCCUUGUCCCCAUCAAAGAAGUAAUAAAGCAUUCUGGUCUCAAGCUGGAUGAGAUAUACGCUGUAGAGCUUAUUGGAGGUGCUACAAGAGUGCCAAAGUUACAGGCUAAGAUUCAGGAACUUCUUGGAAGAAGUGAGUUGGACAAGCAUCUGGAUGCGGACGAAGCUAUAGUUCUUGGUGCAGCAUUGCAUGCUGCAAACUUAAGUGAUGGUAUCAAAUUGAACCGUAAGCUAGGAAUGAUCGAUGGUUCUUCAUACGGAUUGGCUGUUCUACUGGAUGGCCCAGAUUUCAAAGAUAGGCAGUCACUGGUACCUAGGAUGAAAAAGGUCCCCAGUAAGACGUUCCGAUCCAUAGUUCUUAACAAAGAUUUUGAAGUUUCACUUGAAUACGAGACUGAUGAACCCUUACCGCCCAGCAUCAGUUCACCAGUGUUUGCACAGUAUGCCGUGUCUGGUCUGACGGAGGCGAGUGAGAAGUAUUCGUCACGAAAUCUCUCCUCCCCCAUAAAGGCAAAUCUGCAUUUUUCACUCAGCAGGAGUGGGGUUCUCUCUUUGGACCGAGUAGAUGCUCUUGUGGAGAUAUCAGAGUGGGUGGAAGUCCCAAUAAAAAAGAAUCUCACCACUGAAACUAUCACGAACUCUUCAAGCAGUACCCCAGAGACAGGUACCAAUAAUGGAGCUGCCGAGAAUACCACAACGAGCUCUGCGACUGAGAAUUCUUCAGAGGGAAGUAACGAAACGACGGGCAGUGACUCUAACUCAGAUGUCAAAGAACCAAGCACCACCGAGGUGGCUGCCGAGAAGAAGCUUAAAAAACGAACAUUCAGGGUUCCACUGAAGAUCACUGAGAAGACAGUAGGUCCAGGAAAGCCCCUUUCAGAAGAAUCUCUGGCUGAAGCUAAAAGAAAGCUGGAAGAAUUGAACAAGAAAGAUGCAGAGCGACGAAGAACUGCUGAGUCGAAAAAUAACUUGGAAGGAUAUAUAUACUCAACAAAAGAAAAGCUUGAAACAGACGAGGAGUUUGAGAAGAUAUCGACAAGUGAAGAACGCCAGUCGUUCAUUGAAAAGCUUGACGAGGUUCAAGACUGGCUAUAUACUGAUGGUGAAGAUGCAACUGCCAGUGAGUUUGAGAAACGUAUGGAGUCUUUGAAAACCAUUGGUGACCCAAUAUUUUUCCGAUAUAAGGAGCUGUCAGAACGGCCAGAUGCAACCAAAUUUGCUAGGAAGUACCUCACUGAGCUGAAGCAGAUUGUAGAAGGUUGGGAGGCAAACAAACCUUGGCUCCCAAAGGAUAGAAUAACUGAGGUUCUGAAUGAUGGUGAAAAGUUGAAGAGUUGGCUUGAUGAGAAGGAGGCAGAGCAGAAGCAGACUUCUGCUUCUAGCAAACCGGCCUUCACAUCUGAAGAAGUGUACACCAAAGUAUUUAAGUUGCAGGACAAGGUUACCAGCAUCAACAAAAUCCCCAAGCCGAAACCCAAAGUCGAGAAGCCCAAGAAGAACGAGGCAGAGGAGCCUAAGAAAGCCGAAACACAAGAAGAUCCCAAGAAGACCGAGACAAAUGAAGAGCCUAAGACCACUUCAGAGGAAGCCACUGCCUCUGAUAGCUCAGCUAGUGAGAAGGAUACUGCAGAUUCUCAGGCACACGACGAGUUGUGAUUGAACAGAAAACCCGUUACCACCGCGAGUGAGGAACAAUGCCAUUCGUUAGCUGGUCUCCAGAGCCAAACUCAAAUCAACAGGAAGAAUUAUCAUAGAGAAGGUAAAUGCAUUUGCUGGAUGAUAUGAAUUGGAGAGCCUCAAAAGUUUCUUCAUCUUUAAGGUUCAUUGGUUCAGCGCGGUUUUCUGCUAGUUUCCACAGUAUAGCUGCCGGGUUUAGAUGGCCAGAAGGAACAGUAGGUCUGUGUCUGUGAUCUGGAAAUUUUGUUAAGGCCAGUUCUGGUUUAACAGUCUCAUUUUUGCUCUUCAUUGUAGGAAGAGACUAAUAUAUGUAAACAACGCAAAAAGAUGAACAACUUUUUUCUGGGUAGUGUAGUAUUUGAGUUAUAUAUACUGCCAACUCUCCUUGGGCCAUAUGUUGAGCCCAUUUUGAGCCCACUCUAUCGACUUCUUUCCUUAGCCCGUUUUCAGCCCUUCCUCUUUCCGUUACGAAUUGGAAGUAGGGUUCCAGCGGUCGG